ACAUUCCACAAGAAAUAGUAAACAAAACUCAUUCCUCUUUCUUCUUCGAUUCGAUUCGUUUCUUCUUCAUUCGACGCCAAAAAAAACCUAAGUGCUCUGCUGCAAACUCUUUGUUCCUCAGCGAGAAGAAAAUCUAUAACCAAGAGAUUGGUUUCACCGAUCUCUCUUUCUCUAUAUCUCCUCGCUGGGUACGUAAAGUUAGCUGCAUCACACAAAGCUGAGAUUGUUGGAGGUCUGUUUAAAAUCAAAUCUCAAUGUCGUGGAGGAGGAUUCUCCAUAAUCACUAGGCUCUCUUACCUUCUCAAUCUCAUGCUCACAUUCUCUUCCUUGUCUAUGGCGUUUACUCUCACCUCUCAAAAGCUCUGCGUCUUUGGCCCUGUGUUGAAUCCUUCUUUCCCUUACUGCAUCGCCAAUCACUCCUCUGCCUCCCGUUAAUUCAUUUACACAACUCUUGCCUCCUUCAGUCUCUACUCUCGAUAUUUUACUUGUGGUACCUUCUUUACACAUUCCUGUGAGUCUCUACUUUAACUGAAGCUCAAGACCUAUAAUGAUCCAAGACCAGCCUCUUGUUGUAUUCUCCCUCCGGCGCAACUCUUUCAGACGCCGAUCCUCCAUAACCAACCUCGACGACAGAGGCUGGACUCCGCUCCACGUCAAAGCUCGAAAAGGCGAUUUGAAAUCCGUCAAGCAGCUGCUCGACCAAGGGUUUGAUGUCAACGCUCUAGCGUGGGGACCUAAGUCGAAAGGAGUGAGCCCUCUUCACCUUGCUGCAGAGGGAGGUCAUAUAGAAGUCAUGGAUCUGCUUCUUGAGCGUGGGGCUAACAUUGAUGCGAGGACAUGGGGCUCCUGCGGGUGGACUCCUCUCCACGCUGCGGCUAAAGAGCGGAAGAGAGAAGCUGUGAAGUUUCUGGUGGAGAAUGGUGCGUUCUUGCCGGAUGAUAUAAGUGAUACGAGGUUUAAUCCGCCGGUGCAUUACUGUCAUGGGCUGGAGUGGGCGUAUGAGGAGAUGAAGAAGCUUAACAGCGAGUCUUCCUCUUCUGGUGGAGACACAUCUUCCAGUUCUGAGAACUGAGUCUUUGUUGCUGUGUUUUUUUUUUUCUCAGGUCUUGCCGUUGAGAAAAUGUCAGAACUCAGCGUUAUGGUUUGUCAGAGAAUGUUAUGGUUUUGUGUUUGGUUUAAAAUUGCUAUAUGUGAAACUGCUGGUAUGCUAUGCAUAAUAAAUCUUCUGUAUGUGAUACUUUUGUUUGUUCUGGAUGAAGCAAAUAUGAGCACACUGGUUUUGAUUUCA
Brassica napus (rape) is the source of this 1288-nucleotide messenger RNA. Its product is annotated as phytochrome-interacting ankyrin-repeat protein 2. Gene Ontology annotation, molecular function: protein binding. Lineage: Eukaryota; Viridiplantae; Streptophyta; Magnoliopsida; Brassicales; Brassicaceae. Bases 548 to 1072 code for a protein of 174 amino acids. The record is from RefSeq and is a predicted model, not a curated record. The transcript has 3 exons.